Messenger RNA from Lytechinus pictus (painted urchin), 1810 nucleotides. RefSeq names its product cilia- and flagella-associated protein HOATZ-like. Gene Ontology annotation, biological process: cilium assembly. The transcript has 6 exons. The coding region runs from base 342 to 884 and encodes 180 amino acids. The record is from RefSeq and is a predicted model, not a curated record. Lineage: Eukaryota; Metazoa; Echinodermata; Echinoidea; Temnopleuroida; Toxopneustidae.
AUCAUCAUCAUCACCAGCACCACCAACACCAGCACCCGCACCACCACCACCACCACCACCAACACCACCAUCAUCAUCAUCAUCAUCAUUCCUCAUCAUCAUCAUUACUGAAAGAACUUUACGCAUAUUUUUGUCGUUGUUUUUAUUUAUUCAUUCAUUUAUUUAGAUCCAUAUAUUUUACUUUUGAUCAUUUACGGAUUUUCUGCCAUAAUUUAUGCAGGAUCAAGCGGCUAUCGCGAACGAUCGAGCUCGCUACGCUGGAUGCAUGCAGUGGUACUGUGCCGGUGGCCGUGGCCGCUCCGUCGCUGGCGCUUGGCGUCUCGUCGCGUAGGGCAACAAAAAUGGCGUCCACCAUAUCGGGUAAUUUCUGCGGCAGUGACACGAAUCAUUUGUCUGGAGAAGAGAAAUUUCCAGAAAUGACAGAGUUUAGCGGUUCAAGCGAUGAAGACAAGGCAUGCGCUAAGUUAUUUUGGCAAUCUGUGACCCUUCACCCACCAAUUGAAUCAAGGCUGGUAUCUGGAGACAUUAGACAGAGACUUCCAAAUGCUGGCCCAUUUUUGCAAGAUCCAAAUUAUGCUCACGCACCAGAACAAGAUGACCCAAAGUUGAGAGCGUUCCUUACUAAAGCCCAUGCACAGAUGGUCUAUGAAGAAAGUGAAAAUUUAACAAAACUGGCUAUCAAGAGGCAAGAGACAAGAAUGAUUCAUCAGAAAAGACAAGCUGAAAGAAAAGAGAAAGAGAAGAUUUCCCAUAGAACAAGGAAGCCCCUUGUACCAGAAGAUGACUAUGAGAUCCUUGAUGAUGAAGCCAUGAAUGCAAUGGAUGAACUUGACCAGUUUGACAAAACCCUUGAGGAAAGGAGCCAGAAAAACCUUGUGCUUUGACAAUAUGAACUUUAUGAACUUUACCAUGGACUUUGUCUUGAUCAGUGAAAUAUGAGGUUUAUGUUAACUUUGUUGAAAACCAUUUGGUCUAAGUUCCAUAUGAUCUUUCUAAAUUUGGGAUAGGCCGUUUGGCCCGGAUUCUGAAGACCAAUUAAACUUAGCCCAUGGUCUAACUGUGCUGAAAUUAUGGGAAGCCAAAAAAUGUCAAAAUUUUGUUUACAUUACAUGUUUCUUAUGUUCACUAUGCCUUUCAUCAUGCAAUGAUAGUGGAGAAUUCCCAGAAACUUUUGAUUGAUUAGAGUGGAAGAUGAGCUCAUAAAUCAAACCUGUAAUGUUAGAGAUUUGUGAAUCAAUUGGCUUUCCAUAGUUAACCAGUUUGAAUUAACAAGGGUUCAGAAUAUGGAUCAUGUAGUCUCAUUUGAAUUGGUCAAUUUGCCAGAAGAACUAAUGACUGCUUGGGCUAAUUAUUCCUUGGUCUAAUAAUGAUUUGGACUUUAUAGCUGAAGUGAAUAUUAAUCCAAGUAUGUUCGAACUCGAGGAAGUGAGCCACACAGAAUUUUAGUCCAUUAAAUCUUCUGGUGAAGCCCAUUAAUAAAUGCAUGUUGUUUAGGAAGACCAGUAGCAAUGAGCAAAGUCAAAGCUGAGAUUGGUUGCCAGCCAUAAUUUUACUUUUAUUUUGGUAAUUCUAAAAGUCGCAGAGCAUACACUUACAUGUAUGCCCGUAGGCAUUGCAAAGAGCUUUCUAAAUCACUUUGUUUGCUAACUCAAUCUCACAACAAAAACUUCUAUUUUAACUUAAUAUGUGGAAUUAACUAGAUAAUACUUAGUAGAUCUAAUAUAUUUUACUUUGUACAAAAUGAUGUAUGUAAAUAUGUAAUUGUAUAUUUAUGACUUUCUGAAAAUAAAAAAGAUAUUGUUUAUAUGUA